This is a messenger RNA of Hipposideros armiger (great roundleaf bat), 11518 nucleotides long. It is a transcript of the gene ZNF518A, whose product is annotated as zinc finger protein 518A. The record is from RefSeq and is a predicted model, not a curated record. Lineage: Eukaryota; Metazoa; Chordata; Mammalia; Chiroptera; Hipposideridae. The transcript is spliced from 5 exons. The coding region runs from base 598 to 5061 and encodes 1487 amino acids.
GCCGGGUGCGCGGCGCUGGAAGUACCCACUCGGCGCUGGAAGCACCCGCUCGGCGCGUUCCGGGGCUAGUGGAGACAACAUGGGCAACCCUCAGACUGCACCCCUCAAGCUGUAGAUAUCACCUCUUUUGAUCACUGUUCCUGAUUGUGGCUUUGUCCAAGCAUUAAAUUGUGUGCCUUUUGUUCCUUGAAGAAAGAGCUGGUGCUAGCAACCCCCAAAUCCGGUGGGCCUCUGGACCCAGAUCAAAGCUCUGGAUUCAGCCUGUCCUCCCCAUACCUCAGCUGGAGCCUCUGUCACCCCAGAGAGCUCCAACCAAUCUUACUCUGAAGCCUUCACUUCCUCUCCUAAGAUGAGGUGCAGAGAAGUUGAAGCUUACCUGGUGCCACAGAGCAGAGCUGGAAGUAAUGGUUGUUGUAUUCCCUGACUUCCAGCUUAGAGUUAUUUCUACUUCAAACUAUUGCUUCUUGGUGAGUUAAUGUGGGAAAAAUCCUGGUAUUUUGAAGAUGUCUCGGCACAGUAUUGUUUCCUGUUUAAAUUACAAGUAAUUUCAAGAGUUUUCAGAAAAAAAAGAAAUUGGGAUUUUUUUGUUGUUAAAUCAUGCCAUCCGAACAGAAACAGUUUUUUGAUAAAAAACAAGCUACUUUAAAAAGAGAUUGUGAUGUGAAAAAUGAGAUUGUUGAUACUGUCACAUCAGUACAUAAACCAAAAAUUUCAGAAAGUAGUUUUCAUUAUAAACUGAAAAAUUUGAAAAUUGAUUUGCCGAAGAUAAAUAUUCCAGAUGAAGUCCUAUUGAAGCAUGAAGUUGACAAAUACAGAAAAUUAUUUCAGUGUAAACCACAGACUGCAAGAAAAUCUGUCAGUAUAAAGACUGUAAGCUGUGCAGAGGAAUGUAUGUUGCUCCACAAGUCUGAGAAAGUUGAAGAAGAGGGUAUAAAAAUGGCUGCAAAAAUACUCAAUUUCAACUGUUUAAAAUGCCGAGAUAGCACUCUAUAUAGCCCAAAUGAUUUGCAGAAACAUUUUCAAAUGUGGCACCACGGUGAACUACCUUCAUAUCCUUGUGAAAUGUGCAGUUUUUCAGCGAAUGACUUCCAGGUAUUUAAACAACACCGACGAACCCAUAGAAGCACUUUAGUAAAAUGUGACAUUUGUAACAAUGAGAGUGUAUAUACUUUAUUAGACUUGACAAAACAUUUUGUUUCCACACAUUGUGUAAAUGGUAGUUUUCAAUGUGAAAAGUGCAAAUUCUCCACCCUGGAUGUUGGCACAUUUGUUCAGCACAUUCAUAGACACGAUGAAAUCCAUUAUAAAUGUGGUAAAUGCCAUCAUAUAUGCUUUACCAAAGGAGAGCUUCAGAAGCACCUUCAUGUCCAUUCUGGUACACUUCCCUUCACUUGUCAAUAUUGUAGCUACGGUGCCACAAGGAGAGAGCACCUUGUAAGACAUGUUAUAACUUUACACAAAGAACACUUAUAUGCGAAAGAAAAACUGGAAAAGGACAAAUAUGAAAAAAGGAUGGCAAAGACUUCAGUAGGACUUAAGCUAAUACUGAAAAGAUACAAAAUAGGCGCAUCCAGGAAGACAUUCUGGAAACGUAAGAAAAUCAACAAUGGAAGCGACCGAAGUAUAGAAAAAACCACGGAAGUGCUUAAAAAGGUGAACAAAACACGGGCCAAGUCUGAAGACCGGAGCCAUCUUACUCAAGAACAUUUAAAUGAAGAAAAGGAUGAACGACUACGCCGUGGGAAUAAUGAUAAACCUGCUGUGUCAGAAUCAGAAAAGCCAGCUCUUCUGCCCACUGGGCUGUGGAAUAAAGCUGAAGAGGGACCCAAUCCUACUUCAGGUCUCUUGAAGACUGCUGUACAAGGACCUACAGUGUUAAUGGUGAAAAAUAAUAAAAUAACAAUCCCAGCUAACUAUAGUGCGAAGUUUAUGGGCUUCAAGAUGGUAGAUGGGAAACAACAUAUUGUAAUAAAAUUGUUGCCUACCAAUAAACAGAAUGUAUAUUCACCAGGCUCACAGUCAGAUGCUGCAAAGGACAGUACUGCUAAUUCGCAGCCCCAGACUUUGGACACCACUGGAUUUUUAACCAGAGUAACAACUAUGUUAAGUGACACAGUUUACAUGAAAGCAGCUACUCCAUUUUCAUGUUCAUCUCCUAUACUUGCAGGGAAAGUAACUUCAGAAAAAGAAAUGGCUUUGCUCUCUCAAACAAGUAAUAUGCUUCAAACAGUAGGUGAUGAAAAAAGUGUAUCUUCUUUGCCAACAUCAUCAGAAUUAGUUACAACAUCAGUGAAUUUGACCACAAAAAUUGAAACAAGAGAUAAUGUUGACUUAUGGGGAAGUCAUAUUACUCAGAGUCACCCUGAAGUGUCAGGUACUGCCAUUAAAAGUCCAGAUAAAGUCAACUGUGCUACCAAACCAAAUGCAUACAACAGUGAAGAGAUGCAUAACUAUUGCGUUAAUUAUGUCAACUCUGAGUCACCUGUUGAAUCUUCCAACCAAGGAUCAUUACCUUUUCAUAAUUACUCAAAAGUGAAUAAUUCUAAUAAACGUCGUAGGUUCUCAGGAGCAGCAACGUGUGAAAGCCCUCAAAGAGACUCUUCAUCGAGCAAGACGGUCAUUCAACAGCCAAUAAGCGAAUCCGUUUUAUCACUAGUGAGGAAGGAGAGCUCAAACCCAGAGAGCCUCUUAGCAUCUGUUAGCCUUUUAAAUACUAAAGAUGAAACUUCAAGAACUCAAGCUGAAAUUGAAGACCCGUGUAUUUUAGAAAAAGGACCAAACAUUGAUGGACAGACUCUAUUCACGAAUGAAAAUCAACAUUUAGAGGGCAUGACUGAAAAAUCAAAAUGGGGUGACGUUUCCAGUGCUGGGUCACCUUUGAUGCCUAGGAUCACAUCUGUAUUCUCUCUCCAGAGCGAACAGGCUUCAGAAUUUUUGCCACCGGAAGUAAACCAGUUACUUCAGGAUAUAUUAAAAAUAAAACCUGAUGUAAAGCCAGACUCCAGUCAUACUCAAGAUAAAGACCUGCCACUUCAUUGUGACCAGUCGUUUCAGAAACAUGAGGGAGAAGGCAGAAUUGUUGAAUCUUCCAAAGACUUAAAGAUACAAGACAUCAUCUCACUUCCACCUGGUAGUGUGGGGAUGCAUGUGCCUACAGAUGAUCUGAAUUUAAAAUGUAGUGGCAAAGAAGCACAAAUGCCGUCAGGGUCCCAAGACGUGCGCGAUUCAGAGAAGACACCUAGAAUUCCAGGUAUUGGCACACUACUUAAGACUCAGUCAGAUGCAAUAAUAACACAGCAGCUCGUAAAAGACAAACUCCGAGCCACUACACAAAAUGUAGGUUCUUUGCACAUGCAGAGUCCACUUGUAAAUUUAGAACCAAAAAAGACCCUCUUUGUUCAGACUCCAAAAGGCUUUUUUGUGCCAUUGCACAUUGCUAACAGGCCUGGACUACAUGUCGUUUCAGGAAAACCAGUGGUUAAUACUCAAUGCGUCCCUGCUUGCCUUCUUUUAAACAAGAAACCUGGGAUGAUUUUAACAUUUAACAAUGGGAAAUUUGAAGGUGUUAACACUGUCAAAACUGAGAGUGCUCCAGCUUGUGGAACUACAACUAAAGAGACGUGCAGAACGCCUGUUUUAAAGGUGGAACCAAGCAAUAAUUGUCUGACACCUGCACUUUGUUCCAGCAUUGGCAGUUGUUUGAGCACGAAAAGUAACUCAGAAAAUACUUCGCCAUUAAAAAACCCUUACAUUAUUAAAGCAUCAGCAAGUUCUUCCAUGAAAGCUGUUCCUACUCCUAAUACACUAUCUGAGCAUCAGGGCACUAAGUCGAAUAUCUUGGAUUCAGCAAAACAGCAAAACGAGAUUUUUCCAAAACCACCUCUUUAUACUCUCUUGCCUGAUGGCAAACAAGCUGUUUUUUUAAAGUGUGUGAUGCCAAAUAAAACCGAGCUGCUUAAGCCUAAAUUAGUCCAAAAUAGUACUUAUUAUCAAAAUAUACAGCCAAAGAAACCUGAAGGAACACCACAAAAAAUAUUGCUGAAAAUUUUAAAUCCUGUUUUAAAUGUGACUGCUGCUAAUCUGUCAGUAAGCAACUUUGCAUCCUCAUUGCAGAAAGACAGUGUACCAUCUAAUCAGAUUGCAGGAGCAGAGCAGAAAGAGCCAGACUCGUCUAGAGAUGCCUUACCCUUCUUACUCGAUGAUAUAAUGCCAGCAAAUGAAAUUGUGAUAACUUCUACUGCAACAUGCCCAGAAGCUUCUGAGGAACCGAUAUGUAUCACUGACCAUUCAGAGGCCAGAGUGUUGAGGUGUAAGACAAAUUGUACAAUUGAGAGAAGCUUUAAUAAAAAAAAGACUUCCAAAAAAAAUUUUACAAGACUAAAAACUCGUGUAAGAAGUAAAGAUUCUGAAACUGCCUUUGUAUCUAGAAACAGAAGCUGUAAACGAAAGUGUAGGGAUGGUUACCAAGAACCUCCAAGAAAGAAAGCAACAUUACAUAGAAAGUGUAAAGAAAAGGCUAAACCUGAAGAUAUCCACGAAUCAUUUGGAUUUAGCAGACCUAGGCUUUCAAAAGAUUCAAUUCGAACUUUGCGACUUUUCCCCUUUAGUUCCAAACAGCUUGUGAAAUGUCCCCGGAGAAACCAACCAGUUGUGGUGUUGAACCACCCUGAUGCAGAUGCACCAGAAGUAGUAAAUGUAAUGAAAACUAUUUCUAAAUUUAAUGGACGUGUACUUAAGGUUUCAUUGUCGAAAAGAACUAUCGAUGCUUUACUGAAACCUGUUUUUUGUAACCCUCUUAAAACAACUUAUGGUGACUUUUCCAAGAGGCACAAAACAUUUAAACCUGUUAGUUCUGUAAAAGAAAGAUUUGUGCUAAAAUUAACACUCAAAAAGACAAGCAAAAACAAUUACCAGAUUGUGAAAACUACCUCUGAAAAUGUUCUGAAGGCUAAAUUUAACUGUUGGUUUUGUGGUAGAGUAUUUGACAAUCAGGAUGCUUGGGCUGGUCAUGGGCAGAGACAUUUAAUGGAAGCUACUCGUGAUUGGAAUACAUUAGAAUAAUUUACUGUAACUAUCAGGGCAAAGAAAAGGAAAACAUUAAAAGAAAACAGCAGAUUGAAUUACCUUAAUGCCGACAUUUUCUACUUCAAUAUAGUACCUGAAAUUAAACAUUUAAAAGUUGGUUAUAUUUCCAUAGGAGAGAAAAAGUUUAUGUGUGAUAUUUGAAAACGCUAUCACUACACACAUAACUUUUGAAAGAAAUUCAUCACAGCACAGAUUUGAUUUUUUAAAAACGUGUUCUUGGGAAGUUAGGGCUAAAGAAAAUUUUGAUAAAAGAGUUUUCCAAUUUAGUUCUUUAGUGACUUAGUAGAGGGUAACGGCCGACAGCCCCACUCCUUCUCUUCUUUCACCAGCCUUAUAUGUACCUGGUAAGUAUAGCUUCUCUGAAGAUGGAGAGCUCUUUCACCAUGGAACUGAGGAGUUUCUCAUCAUUUGUGAAGAUAUGCUAAGAGAGCAUAGGUGAAGGACUUACUCUACAUCUGCUUAAUACAGUUCUUUUGAAGGGUAUAAAUUCCUUUGAGAAUACGCUUAACUCACUACAAUUACAGUUACACCUCAUGAUGCUUGAAAAGAGUUUUUGACAAGUACAUUUUUUUUUUCCUCAUAAGCUGUGUCCCGUGUCAAGAGAUGGGACACCCUCCCAAGGUGAUUUUCUUUUUCUAUAUGGCUAUGUCAAGCAUUGCAGUAGACGGUUAGCCUUGAAAGAAGAAUUAAACUCUCUUGGUCUAGAAUGAAGUCCAAUUAAAGAACCUCAACAUUUCUGAAUUUGAUUAUAUUCUCCGGUGAUCCCCUUACAUAGAACUAUGCUUAUUUGAUUUAAAUUGUUUGUCCCCCAUAAAUCAAAUGGCCAAUUUUUCUUGGUUGCCAUCCCGCUAAAAAGAGUGGAAUAUAGAAGCACUUCCAAGAGAAUGGCUUUUCUCGAAAACUAGAAAUUAUUCCACAGAAACAAUAUUUUGAAGCAAGAUUAGCAAAGGAAAUCAUUUUCACCUGUUUUAAUUAUUAUACUGUCUGAAUGUGUCCACAUUGGGACAAACCAUUUUUGUUAGCAACUUGUCAGUAUGACAGACAAUCCAAAACAGAUUAUUUACUGAUUGUUGGCAGUUGAAAAUAAAGAAGCAUUAACAGUGGACUCAGUGGCAGUGCAUAAAACUUCAGGACAGAUUCCUAAGGGACAUGCCCGACAGAGGAAUAGUUUUAAAAUGAAUAUUUUCACAACAAUGACAGAAUCAGUAAUAUAAACUUUUCACUUUUAAAUUUGGAUCAAAUUUUGUUGGAUCAUUGGAUAAUAACAGUUCUUGUAUUGCAAAAUUACAUACUAUAUAAUUUUUUGUUACAUUGUUACUACAAGUGUUAAUGACAUUUUCAUUGAAAACUUCAGGGCUUCUUUUCUGUAUAUAAAAAAGAAUUUAAACCUGUACAUAUUUUUGUACCUUUCAGUUUGUUAUGUAAAUUUUGCACAGAAAGUUUUUGACAUAAAAAGUUUAUUUUUUUUCAAUUUAGUUCUGUGCAUGCACUAAUAAAACUUUGUUUAAUUUGAAAGGAAUAUAUAAGACUUUACCCAUGUUAUUUUCUUGAUUUUUAUUUCAGAAGUAGAAUUUUUUUGGGGGGUAAAUUCAUUUUUCAGGGAUUGAACACUAUUGUUAGCAAAGUGCCUAAAAGAUGUGAAACAGUUUACAUAUGUCAACUGUAACAGUAGGUCCCAACUGGGCCCAUUUCCCCAAUAGUUUUAUUUUAAAGAAAGCCAUACGUAGAUGCUUCAAGCUAUCUUGCUAUGCACAUUAUACAUGUACUGUGCAGUUUUGUGCAGUUUGUCUACUUUCUUAGUGAAGUAUUUUUUUGUAUAAAACAUGUUACAAUUGUGUUUCUUAAAUUGAGCCUAAGAAUGGAGUUGAUUGGAAAUAUACAGUAUAUAUUAAUAAUGUAUAUGGUGUUUAAAGACUGGUAAGCAUUCUUAAUUUCUGUAAUGAAUGUUUUCAAUUAAAUUUAUCUUAAGUUUUGUGUUUACACAAUAUCUUUUUUACUGUGCUAAAAUCGAAUGGGAGUUUUAUUCUAAUGGGAAUUACUUAGUUUCAAAUGUUUUUUUUGUUUUUGUUUUUUAAUACUAGUAAACUAUGCAAAAUAAAGUGGAAAUCCCCCCCCCAAAAAAAAAAAUCACAGGUGAAAUUUUGUUUGAGAAGGGUAUGGUUGUGUUGGUAAGGAAACACAUAGAGAGAGGCUUAUGCUCUUCAAUAGUCGAACAGCAAUAACAUUGAAAUACUCUGUUAUGGAUAGAUCUGUUAUGAUGCAUCGCCUUAUGUGAAUAGAGAAGAGAGAAAGAACUAUCUUGCCAAUCAACACUAUAAAAAUACAUAUCAGAAUAGGCAUUCCAGUACAAAAUGUCGAGACACAUACUUUUUGCCUUAAAGUUUUAAAAGCCAUUUAAAAAUAACUGCAUGCCCCAGAAAACUCUAAUUAGUACUUCUUCUGACUUUGUUAACUUAGCUUAUUCUGAAGGAGGCAAACCUGCUUCGAGCUGUCUUAUUGCCAGACCAGAAAAUCUAAAAAACAAAACCCUUUAUCCUUUAUUUUCUUUCGGCUGAAACUGAACUAAAGAUGGCUUUCCAAAAUACGAUCCUCAGUGGUUUGAGGUACUUUUUACAACUGGAAGAGUUAGUUUUAUUUUUGCAGUCCAGCUUCUGGGUUAGGAAUUUGUUUCAUUUUCCUCCAUUUGUCUAUCUCCAUUGAAAUAGGCUUCACUAUUUGGCAUUCACUUAAAAAUUAGUUUUUUAAAAGAGUUUAUUAUUUUAUAAACAGUAGCACAGAUUGAAACAAUGGUUUUUUAUGAAAAAUUUUGGUUUUGUUAAAGGGUCAGUGAAGUUCAGUAAAGGGUCAGAUAGUAAGUAACUUAGUCUUUGUAGGCCAUUUAAGUGUGUCAUAACUACUUAAAUCUGUCAUAAUGCAGAAACAGCCAUAGAAAAUACAUUAAUGAAUGAGUGUGUUUUUACAAAAAAAUUCAUUUUUAAAAAUAGGCAGUGGGCCAAAUUUAGCCCACUAGUUUACCAACCUUUCCUGUCUCAAAAUUCUCUUAAAGUGGGAUUUUUAUUAAAAACAAGUUUGAUUUUUGUGAUGUACACCAGUUGUGUAAAAGUCACAAAGUUUAAAAACUAAAAUAUAUUUGUAUAAAGUUACCAACUUAGAUGUGUCUUUUUUGAAAGCGUAGAUGCAAUGAAAAUGAUGACUGGGUGAAUAGAUAGGUCACUUGUGUGCUAAGGGUAAUGCAACUUAUGGAGGGAUUAAAAAUGAAAUCAAACAGAUUACUGUCAGAAUUUAUGUUCAGGUUAGAUAAGAAAUAGAAACGAGUUCUUUUAGUGAUUUGAAUAGCUCAUGAAAAUGUAAUAGGAAUUUUUGGGAUAGGGGAGAAUGGAAUUAAGCUGAAAGCAGAAUAUUGUAUUAAUUCCAUACAGCUAAUUCCUGAAUUUUUAAAUUUUUUAUUUAUUUUUUAUUAUAGAUAAGUGAUUCCUUUUCACCACUGAUAUCUGCUUACUAAGGAUAUGUCCCAUUUGUGCUGGGGUAUUGGCUCUGUUCCUUGCCAUAGCAAUUUGUUAGGAUCCUUGUUUUCAGCAAAGCUCUUGACUUAAUUGAUGAUCUCAUCUAGUGAAACUUGCUGGAGGGAUUUUCAGGGCAUUGUUUGUUGCUAGUUAAGAGCCUGGUGUUCACUAGCAGAAAGCUUUUCCUAUAAUGGAGAGUUGAGAUAUUGUAGAAUCAGCUUGGUUGAUUUUAGUGUUAAUUGAUUCAAGUAUGCUUCUGUUAAUAACUGGACAAUUGAGAAGUACUAUCUUGGGAAAGGUGUUUAACAAAGUCUUAUUUGAAUAAUUGUUUGACUAGUUCUCUAUCUAAUAGGGCUUCUAUUAAUAAAUACCCCAAAUUUAAGAAUCUUUUUUCUUUAAAAAAAUGAAUGUCAUGACUGUAAACUUUGGAGUAAAUAGUGUCGGAAGAAUGUUAACAUAAUGUCCCAUCAAUUUUAAAAAUCGUGGUUUUAGUCAAUCUCAAGAUGUACUUACAAAAAAAUACUCAUUCCUGGUAAAGACAGUUAUAAUACGUUAAAAAGAAUUCUUCCUUAAUACUUUAGAGCCCUUCAAAACUGAGGUUAUGUUUAGGUUGAAACUCAAAUUGCUUCUUUCAAUUAAGGAGUGAAACAAGAUACCUGCUAUCAUCUGUUAUUUCAUGCUAAUAUAAAAGGAUAGGAAAGCAAAAUGAAAAACUUGGAGAGACCAAAAUACUAUUUGCAGAUGACUUGAUUUCAAUAUUUUGAAAAUCCAAAGGAGUACAUUGAAAAGGAGCUUUCCUGAACACUUGACAAUAAUCAUUUGGGAAACAAUAAAAAGACCCAUUUAUAAGAGUCACAAAAUAAUAAAAGUGAAGCUGCCAGAAGAAAAACCACAAAACCUACCUAACUGGGAGAUAUACAGUGUUUAUCAGGGUGUAAGAUGAAAUAUAUCCGUUUGGUAGAUCUCAUUUUUCACACCUGUGUCCCGUAGAAAGCUUAUAUGGAGUGGGUGGUGGCAGCUGGCUAGUGGUGGCUAUUGCUGUACUCCCAACUCCUGCAAUAUAGAGAGAAUCAAGGCAGGGCAGCCACUGAAUGGUACAGUCCCCCUUUCCCACACAGCUCUGUUGCAAGAGACCUGCCCUGGUGGGCUUGGCAGCCGAGUGGCAGCUUACAUCUCUCCCAGCUUUCCUGGGCACAAGUGCUAUUCCAUGUAUAUUGAGCAGCUGGUGAAAUUGGCAGAUUGCAUCCUUCCUGGUUCUGAGCUAUAGAUCCAUACUGGGAGGUGGCAGCAGAUUUUCCCUGGUGCCCUCCCCCAACCUCCAACACAGCUGUGCUGCAGGGAGGAUCUGGGGUCACAUUCAGUGAAGAGCCAGUUUCCCAACACUCCAUACCCCCCCCUUCCCCCCCAUCCCUGCAACCUGCUCCACAGCUCAAAGGCAUAGAGAUACUGCAGGGGAUGGUUGGAGUGAGCUUCAAAGACUUGACAAUACUCUGGUUAUUACAAGGGGCCUAACUAUCUGGAACAGACUGGAGCAAUUUAUACCCCAGAGUAUUUUGAAUACAAUAGAGCAAUUAGCUAGCAAAUACAGUUGGUGGUGAUACCAAUAGAUACUGGCCAGAAGCUUAAAGACAAGAUCAGGGAGAGAGACAGAGUGGAUAAACCACAGAUAUCCCUUGAGAUCAGAAAGAAUGUGUGCAUACUCAGUGCUGCAACCACAUAGGAGCAACCAGAGAGGGAACGUCUGAGCUCCAAGUCCCUGGCUGAAUGUAGGGCAACUUGCAAACCCUAGACAGUGAAAGCAGUUUCUAAGCCAUACACAGAUCCAUCGGUAAAGAGUUUGUAAGUCAGAUUCAGGGGGCUUAAUCUAUGAUUAAUCAGUCCCUGACCACUAAAUGGUGCUAACUCAGAAGCAACCCUAGGAAGUCAGGCUUAAACAUAAGGGGUGGAGGGGGUGGGGUGGGGAGGUUGAACAGUGACAUCAGAGGCUGCACACUGUGAGCGGAAAUAGACUUGGUGGAUUAAUCCAACCAAAUCACUAAAUAAAAACAAGCCCAGAGUUAGGGAGGAGGACCAGUAUGCAGAGAUCCUACAAUAUGUUACCUAAAAUGUCCAGUUUUCAACACAAAAUUAUGAGGUAUUCAAACAAACAAAAAAAACCAGGUAGGUGUGACACGGGAAAAAGGUACUAGAAACUUCCUUUAAGGGGUUCCAGAUGUAGGAUACUCGUAAAUGUUAAGCAGCUAUUAUAUCUGCUGAAAGACUUAAACCAGAUUUAAAGAAAGGAAAAUAUGCUGACUGUGUAUUAUCAAAUAGAAAUUAUUUUUAAAAAGAACCAAAUGAAAAAUUUGAGGUUGAAAAGUACAAUAACCAAAGUGGAAAUUUUACUAGAGAGAGGCUCAACAGUAGAUUUGAACUGGUAGAGUAAUCAGCAAACCUGAAGAUAGAUUGGUAGAGAAUAUGAAAUCUGAAGCACAGACAGAAAAAAGAAUAAAGAAAAGCAAUCUUCCUCACUAAAUACACAAAAAUGAACUCAAAAUGAAUCACAAACCAAAAUGUUCGCACAAACUAUAAAGUUUACAGGAGAAAAUAUACAAGUAAAUAGCUGUGACCUUUCUUUAGGCAAAGCCUUCUUGGAUAUGAUAAAAUCAGAAAUAAAAAUUUAAAAAUAGACAAAAGGAUAUAUAGAAUUUUUAUUAGAAGAGAUCGUAGAGCUGAUCUAUUUCAUCUAGUUUGGAUUAAUAUCAAUUUCAACAAUAAAAUUUUUGCCUUAUAUAGCUUCAUUCUCCCCCCUCACACACACACUUUAUUGUCACAAAUUUAUAUCUAUAAAUUGUGUGCCCAUCAGCACAGAUUUAUAAUGAUUGCUUUAUGUAUUUGUCUUUUAGGAGGGGGGAAGUUACAAAUAAAAAAUACAUUUCCUAUGUCUUUUA